CAGGCCGCAUUCCAUGCCUCCAACAUGGCGUCCCCCAUGUAGGCUGUGGCUGUGGUAUUGCCACAGGUGGCCAGUGUAGCUUCUGAGCUGCGGCUGCGGUCCCGCCAGCUUUUGGGUUGCAGAAGCAGCAAACUUUGUUCCCGGUUACGGCUCCAGAAAGCCACAUUUCUCCGAGGGUCUGGAGUCGCCGUUAACUUUUAGAUUCUGAAAGUUCCUCUUCAGCCCUUGCUUGUUGCCUGUGCCAUCAUCCCUGGACACCUUCCCCAGGUCCCUGACCCUCUCGGACUCAAACUAUGAGCCUUCGGCAGCUGCUCUUGCGCUUGUCCGGGUACCUCGGGGCCUCUGGUCCCCCACAUCGCCAGUGGUGGUGCGCCAGAUCCCUCGACAGCAUCUCCUCCGUGGGCUCCUGGCGUGGUCGGUCCUCCAGGACUCCAGCCCACUGGAACCAGGUGGUGUCCGAGGCCGAAAAGAUCGUGGGUUAUCCCGCUUCCUUCAUGAGCCUCCGCUGCCUGCUGAGUGACGAGCUCAGCAACAUCGCUAUGCAGGUGCGGAAGCUGGUGGGGACUCAGCACCCGCUGCUCUCCACUGCCAGGGGCCUUGUGCAUGACAGCCGGCAUAACCUCCAACUGCGGGGCCUGGUGGUCCUGCUCAUUUCCAAAGCAGCCGGGCCCAGCACGGGCAACUCUCCAUGUCAGAACUACGACAUGGUCAGUGGGAUAUACUCAUGUCAAAGAAGUUUGGCAGAGAUCACAGAACUUAUACACACUGCUCUCCUCGUGCAUCGUGGGAUAGUAAAUUUAAGUGAAUUGCAGUCUUCUGAUGGGCCACUGAAAGACAUGCAGUUUGGAAACAAAAUAGCUAUCCUGAGUGGAGACUUUCUUCUAGCAAAUGCCUGCAAUGGACUAGCUCUUCUACAGAACACCAAGGUUUCGGAACUUUUAGCAAGUGCUCUUAUGGACUUGGUGCAAGGAGUAUACCGGGAAAACUCUGCUUCAGCCAAGGCUUUACUGCAAAGACAAGAAGAUCACUGCAGGUUUCAGGACAACCAGGGCUACAUAGAACAUUCUAUCACAGAUGACAUUGGAGUGUCGACGUGGAAGGAGCAGACCUUUCUGUCCCACUGUGCCUUGCUAGCCAAGAGCUGCCAGGCUGCAAUGGAAUUAGCAAAGCAUGAUGCUGAGGUGCAGGACAUGGCGUUUCAGUAUGGGAAGCACAUGGCCAUGAGCCAUAAGAUAAACUCUGACCUCCAGCCUUUUAUUAAAGACAAGGCCAGUGACUCUAAGACUUUUAACCUAAACUCUGCACCUGUCGUCUUACAUCAGGAGUUUCUUGGAAGAGACGUGUGGAUUAAGCAGAUUAGAGAGGCUCAAGAAAAAGGAAGAUUAAACUACACUAAGUUGCGAGAAACAAUCAAAGCUGGCAAAGGUGUGACUUCAGCUAUUGACCUGUGUCGUUACCAUGGAAACAAGGCACUGGAGGCCCUGGAGAGCUUCCCUCCCUCAGAGGCCAGAUCGGCUUUAGAAAACAUUGUGUUUGCUGUGACCAGAUUUUCAUGACACCAAAUUAAAAAGACACUAUUGUUCCUUAGCUGAAAAACCCAGCGAAUAGGUGGACAGGAGAGCUUUUAUGAUGAGAAAACUAAUAUGUUAAUGAUUUUAAAAACAUAUGUAUUUUUUCCUGUUCUUUUAUCUCGUUGCUUAAUGAAUCUAUCUUUUUGGAACCACUACAAACAAAAUGAGAAGGAAAAAAAGGUCACACGGUUUUCACUUGUCACACCAGAGCACACUUGAGGCUGCAGCAACAGAAAUAAUUAAUGAGACUCACUCCCAUGACCUCAGCAAAUGCACAGGAAAUAAGUCCUUAUUGAUUGGACCACACCAGGGAUGGCGCCAGGGCGAUGGCUGUGGUUUUCCUUCUGAAGAGGACAGAGCAAGCUGGAAGCUGCAGGUGUCAAGAGAAACACUGGAUGCCAGCCAGCGAGGACACAUCAAACCCCGAUGACCAGUCCAUUGUAGUGGAGAACCGUUCCUCUAUGAGUUAAGCAAAAACAGGGCUUGCUUACUGUCUCAAAAUCAUGUCUCUGUGGGUGUAAUGUGAGAGGCUUGUACACCGAGGUUUUUUAUCAGAUUUGGGAGCGGUGGGGAAAAUGUUAGGCAGUUGCCAUACUUGAAGUUGAAUAUUAAAGUGUUACCAGGUGUUGAUUCAAUUGUA
This is a messenger RNA of Mesocricetus auratus (golden hamster), 2211 nucleotides long. RefSeq names its product decaprenyl diphosphate synthase subunit 2 (gene Pdss2). Gene Ontology annotation, molecular function: prenyltransferase activity. The coding region runs from base 294 to 1556 and encodes 420 amino acids. NCBI's taxonomy places the organism in Eukaryota, Metazoa, Chordata, Mammalia, Rodentia, Cricetidae. Gene Ontology annotation, biological process: isoprenoid biosynthetic process; ubiquinone biosynthetic process. The transcript is spliced from 9 exons. Gene Ontology annotation, cellular component: transferase complex; mitochondrion. The record is from RefSeq and is a predicted model, not a curated record.